AUGUGGAGAAAGAUGAAGAUAAUUCCUGUACCCAAGAAAGCAUUUGGUGAUAAGAAUGUAAAAUUCAGACCUAUUGCAAUAACUUCACCUUUCCUCAAAACCAUGGAAAAAUUAUUAAUACUUCCACUUCAGCCUGCGAUAAAAGAGCAUACUGACCCAUACCAGUUUGCAUACAGGCGCAAAAGAAGCACUUUAGAUGCUGUUGCAGUUCUGCAUCACAACAUAUUGUUCAACUUAGAAAAGGGACGUUACUUUGCAGGUUUUGUCGUCCAAUGUUGUGAUUUGAUGAGUGUAGAAUUUACCUUGAUCCCGUCAGAAGAAAUAAGCGGCCCAUUGGGCCUAGGUGACCCUGAAAGUAAAGAAAUCACGAAGGUUGAAGAGGAGAGCAUUAUACCGGCGCUUAUGCAAGACAGAUUGAGAACGAAACAAUGCGCGAAGCUUUGGGACGGUAAGUAUUAUUCACUACUGAACAUUCCAUGUUUUCAGAAUGGUCAAACUGUACACAAAAAUACUACUGGGCAGCAAUGUACAUUUGCAAGACGGACUUUCAUAAGGCUUUAG
Schistosoma mattheei is the source of this 561-nucleotide messenger RNA. The record is from the annotation of a GenBank genome assembly. NCBI's taxonomy places the organism in Eukaryota, Metazoa, Platyhelminthes, Trematoda, Strigeidida, Schistosomatidae.